This is a messenger RNA of Rhopilema esculentum, 5659 nucleotides long. Its product is annotated as pyroglutamylated RF-amide peptide receptor. The record is from RefSeq and is a predicted model, not a curated record. Gene Ontology annotation, cellular component: plasma membrane. Gene Ontology annotation, molecular function: G protein-coupled receptor activity. Gene Ontology annotation, biological process: G protein-coupled receptor signaling pathway. NCBI's taxonomy places the organism in Eukaryota, Metazoa, Cnidaria, Scyphozoa, Rhizostomeae, Rhizostomatidae.
CUUGGGACUUUUUUAAGAGUGGGACAUUUUAUGACAUCAACAAUGUCUUCUUGGAGCGAUUUUGAAACAGCGUAGCAUUGAAUAGGUCUUCAGAAAAGGAUUUUCUAAGAAAAAUGCUAUCUUCCAGCCUAAAAUAUUUUUACUAUUAGCCAGGAUAAGCUCAAUAUUGAAAAGUUUCCUCAACAUUCUUUUCAUUAGAAGAAACCUGCAUGUAAGUAAAGGUUAUUGUCCAGUUUACGCUGGGCUGGAUCUUGUUAACAAUUACGCUUCUUAGCUGCAUUUUCAAGCUUUCUUUUGAGACAUCAUUUCAGAACUUAACGAUGUGUCUUCUAAUUUUCCUUAUAAAUUUUCUAGGAACAGUUAAUCGCCUUCCAUAAGCAAAUGUGUGAAUCGAGCCAGCUGCACUUAUGUUACAGUUUGCUGGCUAAGUAAAUCUAAAUGCUGGUGUUGGCUACAUAGCGACAACAAGAGCUUACAGUUAUAUAUAACAGUACACAAGAUUGACUUUGAUUAUUGUACUUAUCAAUACAUGGCUUUUUGUUUUCACCUCCAAUUGAAAACAGUCUUAAGCAUCCAUUUUUAGAAUCGUCAAGGAAAACAACAACUUAGAGCAGAUUUUUUAUAGAAGAUAUUCAUUAAUAGAUUAUUCUGAUUUCCAGUGACCGGCCAACGGACAGCAGGCAUGGGAUUUUUUUUUAAAAUAUUAGAGAAUCGAGUUUUAAAAACGAGAAAUACUUUAAUAGGCUUUUCUUGAAACUUAAAGUGGUUUUUCGUUCAAAACAUUUGCAGCUGCUUUCAUUACACAGCCGUUGCUUCCUGCAUCAACCAUUCUUGGAUAUCUCUCCGUUCCGUGAGAAAGAGUUUAUGCCGCAAGAUUACAGUAUUUAAAAAAUACAAAAAUUCUUAAAAGGGCUCAGUCUAUUCAACCAGUGUUGCAAGAUACUACAAUUUCCCUGAAUGUUAAUAAAACUAGCAAUACAGAAAGUUGCUUAACAUCAUGCCAAGAUUUUAUAUCUAAUGAUUCUCAAGAAUGCAAUUAAAUAUACAUGGUGCGUAUGGUAUUUUAUCCUAGAAACGAUAAUAUAGUUAGCAAAUAAAUUGAGCACCAGAAUGAAAUAAAUUUGUUUUGAUAGUUGAAAACACGGCGUUUCGAGCAUGUACUCAUUAUCAAGCAGCUAGAAAAGAAACGUUCCGAGCAAAGAGAAGGCGAGAUUCGACGAAUAGGGAAGAAUGCGAGAUGCUACGUAACCGAAACCAGGAUAGGGAAUAUGAAGAAGGAAUAUAUGAAUAUACAUAGUAGAAAAUAGAUAGGAAAGGAACCUAUUGUAGGAAAUUAAAAUGUUUAAAAAGUUUAACUAGUCUUGUUUUGGUUACGUCGCUUCUCGUAUUCUUUCCUAUUUCUCGAAUCUUGCCUUCUCUUUGCUUGGCUCUUUUCUUUUCUAGUCACUUGAUAACAAGUACAUCCUCGAAACGACAUUUUUUUGUGUUUUUAUCUAUCGAAACUAACUGAUUUCAUUCUGGUACUCAAUUCAUUUGCUCACUAUAUUAUUAUUUACCAAAGUGGGUUGCUAAGGAAAAAAUAUGCAAAAUUAGUUUUUAAACUCAUGACAUUGUGAGAUUCCAAGCUAUCAAAUUUUCCGGAAAAUUUUUUAUUAUAUUGUCUAAUGUUUUGAACUGAAGGAAUUUACGUAGAGGAAACACCUACUUUAAAAGUAACAUUUGCCUAAAAUAUCCAAAUUUAGACUUUCGUGCUUUUUACCACUCAACAAAAAACAUGGAAGGCAGUUGAGUGUCACUUGUAAGUUUCAUUCUCCUAGGUUGAUAUAGCGAAACAUCCCCAAUGGCAGGCUUUCGUAAAGCAAAACUUUCAGUUGUGAAUCGAUAAAAUGCUUUGAUUGCUUGCACAAUUAUGAGCCUAAGUGUUAGAUAGACAGCAAGUUACAUUUACUGAGUUUGAAAUGGCUUUAAAAAAUCAAAUAUUUUAAAAGAUACUUGAAGUUUUCGUAUGGCACUACUCAGAGAAUAAACGUCAGAAUCAGGGUUGAAAUAUCAAGCAUAAAAAUAUAUAUCUAGUUGUGGAGAAAAUCGUUCUUUAUUCCAAUUACAUCUCAACUGUUAAAAGCUAUGACAAAUCCUACUUCAUUUUAUCGAAAAUCAUUCUUUGAAACCCUUAAUUUUUUGUUAUUGUCGCAAUUCUUACUUAUAUUAGGCCAAAGUCACAUGUUGACAAUGGAGGUAGUUCAGAACUUUUUUCUGUUUCGGCGAAGAAAGUACAACGAGACUAAACAAAUCCGUGUAACGGUGUGGAAACUGAGUUAUUCAUUCCAAACGUAAUAGAACUUUUUUUGAUGCGGCAAACUAUCUCUUGAAUAAAAAUACUCUCAUCAGUCUUUUCACCGUUAAUAGAUUUAUAGGUGUCUAAACUCAGCGUAUUCGCUCGGUUGGUAAAGAAAAACCAUUCAAAGAAUUACAAAAAAAGUUAAGUAUUGACGUAGAAAAUUAUUGCAUUUUUGUUACUUGUCUAUAUUAAAACCUAUUUUAGACUUAGCGGAAAGUUCAUAAAUGGCUUUCGGACGUCGAAGAUUGAAAGCUUUGUAGAUAACAACAUUUUAAGAAUACGAUAUUUCAAGUGUAUGAAUGGUUUUCUUGUUCAGAAAAAUACUAUUUUGGCGUGUCGCUUCUAUUGUCGCUUUCGAUGUCAGACAAAAGACAUAAUUUUCUGCUGAAGUUUAUAUCAAUUGCUAUCACAUUGCCGAUAUCCCAACUAUGCAUUGUAUGCCAAGAUUUGUCGCUGGUUUAAUGCAAAGAGGAUGAACAGAUGGAAAGAUCAUCAAUUUGCUUGGCUGAUGCAGGAAUGCCAUGUUGACACUUACUUUACUUUCGAGUUCAGCUUAUUGGCAUCUAGCUUUGAAACUUCAAAUCAAAUAUUUCUUUUAAGAAAACAAACAAUGUUGAUUUUCCUCUGAAUGGAAUGAAAUCUCAAAUCAAACACAACAGGACAUUUCAAAAGAAUUAUUGUUGAUCUCAUGCAAAAGUUCUGACGGUCUUUGCAGAAGGCGACAGAUUUUACUAGAUUCAGACAAGCUAAAGUGAAUAACAUUCAUGCAAAAAGAUAUCCGAAUACCAAAACAAUCAACAUUGAAAUUUCAAUUGAUGGUGGCAAAGCUGAAAUGAUUACGCAUUGUAUGCAGUGACCGAAUCUUUGUGAAAAUAAAUGAUCUAGCUAUUCAAUGGAUAUUCAAGAAAUUGAUGGAUGUUCAUCCCAUUAGUUGAUUGAUUUGAUUAAGUAUUUAGGUGAGAUGCAAAGGUUAAUGAAUUCAAGAAAAUUAGUAAGAUCAACAUUCAAAGUCUGCAACUAGUUCAUGAAACACGAUCACCGUGCAACUCGGUUCUUAUGUUAUUUGAUAUUCAAGACUAAAAGACAAGUGCUGGAAAUUGCUUAUGAAUUCAUUGGCUCAUGACGAACGCCAUACAUAUUUGGUCGAUGCUCCAUGGCUAAAAGAAUAUCACCGGCAGAUUGCUUACAGUUCUGAAAAAGACAAUGACCAAUACAUAUAACAUGACCAAAGAAGAAAUGUCUCUUAAUGGCAGCUAUGUUGAACAUACAAUUGGAACACCGAAGCCGAAUGAAACAAUGAGUAGCGAGAGUGGAUUAAGCCACGUUGAGGUUGUUCUUAUCACAAUGUAUAUUCCUUUCCUACUCGUGGCAGCAUUUGGCAAUUUGCUUGUCAUUCUAGUUAGGGUAAGGAAGUUUAAAAGCCAUGGCCUAUCAGCAUAUAAACAACUGAUAUGUCAUCUCUCAGUGGCAGAUAUAGUCUGCGCAAUGGCAAUACCUCUUGACAUUUAUUUGAAGAUCAACAAGAAGGAUUGGCUUCAACACAGUCAUACAUGUAAAUUCAUCCAAACAUCACUGUCAGCGUCAUUGACAGCAUCAAUAUGCAUCCUGACAGCCAUGGCAUUUGAAAGGUAUCAAGGCAUAUCCAACCCUUUGGCACAUCACUGGUCAACAAAGAAGGUCACCGUCCUUGCCAUAGUCAUAUGGAUUUACAGCUAUGCCAACUUCAUCCCAUAUGCUAGAGCUCUGGAUGUAGAAGAAGAAAGAUGUUCGGAUAAUCAUUAUCCUAGUCCCCAGUUUGUCAAGUGGUACACCCUUUUUCAGUUUUUCUCUAAUUGGUUGGUGCCACUUAUCUUCAUCAUUGUAUUCCAUUUUGGAAUGGUGAUCAAAGUUAUCAGUCAUCGAAGAACAAUCAAACGAAGCACAUACCACACGCCUUCGACACAAAACCAAUGCAAUAAACAACCAAGCAGAGCUAACCAGAAGAAGAGGAAGAUGGUAAAGAUCCUUGUUGUCAUUGUCACCCUCUUUGCCUUGCUCACGCUUCCCAAUCACAUUUGGUAUUUAUGGUAUGAGUUCAGUGAUAGAUCGGAGAAACAAAACUACAACCUAGCGAUCUUAGAGAUCUUUGCCGCAUUCGUUUAUCUCCACACUGCCGUCAACCCUGUCAUCUACAGCAUCAUGGACAGGAGUUUCAGAGACGAUGUCAAGAUGCUAUUCAACUACAAGCCUACACAACCAGAGGCUGUUAGAAUGCGAGCAAUCAACGGAGCAACCCAGGAAAGCUUUUAGACUAACCAAUGACUAAAAUGGAAACACGUAGACCACCAUGUCAAUGGCAUUAGACUGUAGAUAUUUAAGCACGCUUUAGUAAAUAUAACUGGGAAACAUAGCAGUUUUUAAGUGGUUUAAUCACAUGGUUACGGCUUUGGAACUAAACGGUACUUGUAGAAAAACUAAAAUGUUAUAGCAAAGGCACGUACGGUGUGCUGUUGUUUCAUUUCCUUGCAAUGUUGAUCUGUAAAUUACUGUGCUAAAAUUUCAGAACAAAAGAACAAGCCUUUAGAUGAAAAUAUCAAAUUUGUCUUGACGCUGCAUGAAAGAACUUUAAAAAACUUGUGGGAUGGGUGACGGUAUUUAAAAAAAAAUUGUAUGCAUUGAUGAUAGAGUACUUAAUUACUUACUAUAUAGCAGCAAUUAUUCCAGUUAACAGUAUAAGCUUCAACCUACAGAAUCUGAAGAUAUUAUACUUACAACUAGCAUUUAAAGGCCACUGCUCACAUAUAUUUCAUAGCUUUCCAUUUGCUUAAACAACAAUAAAAUCGCAAGAAGGAUUUUGAAGUUCUAGGUAGUCUACCCCAGCCUAUGUGUCUUUGAUUUGUAUUUCUGGGCUGGAGUCUCAAAUUGGACAAGCCAACCACCCUUCCUCCCCUCUCAGCUCCCUAUAGUCUCGAACACUGAUGUCACAGUGUUUUUUAGAUGGUACUGUUAUCUUAAUGGUGUAUACAUAAAGGUGUCGGUACAAUUCCUUGUAUAUAGCAUUCAUUAUAUAUAUAGCAUAUAGCUUUUUGUAAAUAGCAUUGUGAAGCUUGUUAGCAUCAGCAGAUUAAAAUAAAAGUAGCUAGAUGGAGUAAGACUAUUUCUUUGUAGAUCUUCUUUGAGCCUAGAAUUGGCUAUAUUUUGGGCCAAGUUUCUCAGGCAAAAAGAUCAUUUCAUCAUUUGAGAGUAUGCGAAAGUAUUUCAGCACCAGAGCUAACGACCCUCAACAAAUUGUUCCAAAACCCUCUUAAACGUAUGCUAAUAUUGAAAUGUUUUAAUCACAGC